CAAUCCGGAUGUUAGAAAUAAAACUUGUCUUUCUCAAUGAUAUAGGUUACAAGUUUCUAUUAUUUUUUAAUUGAAAUAUUAUUUAAUUAUUUCAUAAUUUGUUUGAUUUCUUUCUCAAAAUAAUUUACAUUAAGCUUAACUUAGUUCGACUUCGACCAGGCAAAUAGUUUCGUACCGUGAUAUAAUUAUCGGCAGGAAUAUAUCAUCAUGUUUUUCUGAGUUGGUCUAAAAUCUGAUUUUCCACGUAAAAUGAAAAUACAAAAUAUAGUAUCAAUAAACAAAAUUCUUUGAAUCCUCUUCGCAUAAAAAAGCUCCACUUGUUUCUCUCUGCAAAUCCGCCACUACUCUCAUUGCAUGCUAAUGAUCUGCAUCUUCAAUGGAUCCUCCUCCCUCCGAUUCAACUCUCCCUCUCCACUCUGACGAUGACCAGCGAGUCUACUUGGUUCCUUACAGGUGGUGGAAAGAUGCUCAAGAAUCAACAUUUGAUUCAGAUGGGAAGAGAGGGAUUUUGUACACAGCAACACCGGGGCCAUCCUAUGCAGGUCCAAUGAAGAUCAUUAACAACAUUUUUAAUUCCGACCUUCUUUUCAAUCUGAGGAGAGAAGAAGAUUCUUCGCAAAAUGGCGAAAAUGGUGAAGUGGGGGUCUCCGGACGGGACUAUGCAUUGGUCCCUGGGGAAAUGUGGUUGCAGGCACUCAAAUGGCAUAGUGAUGCUAAAGUUGCAACCAAGAAUGGAAAAAGCUUUUUGGCUGCACAAGAUGAUAUGGCAGAUGUCUAUCCUUUGCAACUUAGGCUUUCUGUUCUGCGGGAAACAAAUUUAUUGGGAGUAAAAAUUACCAAAAAGGACAAUGCGGUUGAGCUCUUCAGAAGUCAUGCAAGAUCUUCGUAUCGAGUCUGA
Molecule: messenger RNA, 898 nt
Organism: Pistacia vera
Lineage: Eukaryota; Viridiplantae; Streptophyta; Magnoliopsida; Sapindales; Anacardiaceae
Product: ubiquitin carboxyl-terminal hydrolase 8-like
Exons: 5
Coding region: 377-898 (173 amino acids)
Source: RefSeq, a predicted model, not a curated record